UUCUGCUUUUGUUCGUUCUCUUUCCCUACAUGUGUAAUUGUUUUUGAUUGCGGAACAGUGUAGUACAAAGGCGGAGGAGGCUGUUUCGUGCCUAGUCAAACUUGUGGAAUCAUUCAGACAGACAUCAAAUAUGUUUUUACUUGAGACAGAAUCGCUGGACUGUAUGAGUGAUCUUUUCGAAAGCGGAUUUGCGGUGAAUGGAGGUUUCGAUGCUUGUGGACAGUCCCCUGCACAUUUAGCGGCAUUCGGAGGACAGGCUUUCUGCUUGCUUUGGCUGCUCCAAACAGGUGCUGAUGCAAACCAACAGGAUGCAAGUGGAGAAACACCGAUGCAUAAAGCAGCCAGAGCGGGCAGUCUGGAGUGCAUAAGCGUGCUGAUGGCAAGUGAUGCUCAAGUCAACAUUUGCAACAACGCUGGGCAGACCGCUGAAGAUAUUGCGUGGUCUUGCAGGUUUGAGGAAUGUGGGAAGUUUUUAAACAUGCACCGCAGAACACGGGACUUGAGAAAUGUCUCAUCGUUCGUUGAGCGAAACGCACCAAGCGGCACUCUUGUGGGACAUAAGCGAGGCCGCGCUAACUCCGAUGCACAAGAUGGAAAGAAAGCACGGGACUGGUGAUGAAUGUUCACAUGAAGUGAAAGAAAUUUAAGUAGUAUCCAUGCCGGCUGUUCAGCCACUGCAGAACUAUUAAGUGAAUGGUGUAUUGGUAUGCCGACCGAGUAUAAAUAACCUGUGGAUAUUUGGCAUUAACACUACAGUAGUUUCAACGGUGAAAAUCAAUGGACCCUGCUCUGGGCUCAGUGGUUUGGGGUCUACAAACGAGAAGAAUGCAUGCUGAAGCUGGCAUAACUGUUCUGAAAGCAGCAUGCUAUGCGCACACCUAAGGCAAAGCAGAAUUUAAAAAGGGAGAUUGCAACUGUAUCACUGGAAACAGUAUAGCGCUAAAUUAGAUCACAUGUGCCUUGUAAAUCAAGCAUACAAAGACCCUAAUAUCAAUGAAAGGCUUUCCGAGUUUUGUGACAGUCUGUUACCAUUAGCAGA
Molecule: messenger RNA, 1039 nt
Organism: Myxocyprinus asiaticus (Chinese sucker)
Lineage: Eukaryota; Metazoa; Chordata; Actinopteri; Cypriniformes; Catostomidae
Gene: ankrd37
Product: ankyrin repeat domain 37
Exons: 4
Coding region: 131-616 (161 amino acids)
Molecular function (GO): protein binding
Source: RefSeq, a predicted model, not a curated record